Messenger RNA from Ceratina calcarata, 6492 nucleotides. RefSeq names its product neural-cadherin. Gene Ontology annotation, molecular function: cadherin binding; beta-catenin binding; calcium ion binding. Bases 205 to 5082 code for a protein of 1625 amino acids. Lineage: Eukaryota; Metazoa; Arthropoda; Insecta; Hymenoptera; Apidae. The record is from RefSeq and is a predicted model, not a curated record. The transcript is spliced from 23 exons. Gene Ontology annotation, biological process: cell migration; multicellular organism development; homophilic cell-cell adhesion. Gene Ontology annotation, cellular component: plasma membrane; catenin complex.
ACGAAAUUCAUCCGUAUUGGAAUAGCUGACAAGAACGACAAUCCGCCUUACUUUGACAAAGGCCUCUACGAGGCUGAGGUAGAUGAAAAUGAGGAUAUCCAGCAUACGGUCCUCACUGUCACCGCCAAAGAUCAUGACGAGUCCUCGCGUAUUCGAUACGAGAUCACAAGCGGUAACAUAGGCGGUGCAUUCGCCGUGAAGAAUAUGACUGGCGCCAUUUACGUCGCAGGUGCAUUAGAUUACGAGACAAGGAAAAGGUACGAGCUACGUUUAACCGCGUCUGAUAACUUGAAAGAGAAUCACACUACUGUCGUGAUACACGUAAAGGACGUAAACGACAACCCGCCUGUCUUUGAGCGACCAAAUUACAGGACGCAAAUCACUGAGGAAGAUGACAGGACAUUGCCGAAACGCGUACUUGGGGUGACAGCGACCGAUGGUGACAAGGAUAGGAAACAGGAUAUCGUCUACUUUUUAACUGGCCAAGGUAUCGAUCCCGACAAUCCAGCGAACAGCAAAUUCGAUAUCAACCGCACCAGUGGAGAAAUCUACGUUCUGAAGCCGCUGGAUAGGGAUCAGCCGAACGGGAGGCCGCAGUGGCGAUUCACUGUGUUCGCUCAAGAUGAAGGCGGCGACGGUCUCGUCGGCUACGCUGACGUGCAGGUGAACCUGAAGGACAUCAACGACAACCCGCCGAUAUUCCCUCAAGGAGUUUACUACGGGAACGUCACAGAAAAUGGAACGGCAGGAAUGGUUGUAAUGACUAUGACGGCCGUCGACUACGACGACCCCAGCGAAGGCACAAACGCUAAACUGGUUUAUUCCAUUGAGAAGAAUGUGAUUGAGGAGGAAACCGGUUCGCCGAUCUUCGAGAUCGAAGCGGAUACCGGUGUGAUAAAGACGGCAGUGUGUUGUUUGGACAGAGAACGCACACCAGAUUAUUCUAUACAAGUGGUAGCGAUGGAUGGCGGGGGGUUAAAGGGGACGGGAACGGCUUCUAUACGAGUGAAAGAUAUAAACGACAUGCCUCCCCAAUUCACGAAGGAUGAAUGGUUCACCGAAGUCGACGAAACAGAAAGUCCAGACUUACCGGAGAUGCCGAUUCUUACCGUCACUGUACAUGACGAAGACGAGACCAAUAAAUUCCAAUAUAAGGUGAUCGAAAAUAGCGGAUAUGGCGCCGACAAGUUCACUAUGGUGAGGAAUAACGACGGUACGGGAUCUCUGAAAAUCGUGCAGUCGUUGGACUACGAGGACCAAUUGCAGAGCAACGGGUUUAGGUUUAGGAUACAAGUGAACGACAAGGGUGAAGAUAACGACAACGAUAAAUAUCACGUAGCUUAUUCUUGGGUAGUCGUGAAACUGCGCGACAUAAAUGAUAAUCAACCUCAGUUCGAUAAACCGAAUAUCGAGACUACCGUAGCGGAGAAUGCGGAAGUCGGUAGCAGCCUGGAGACGUUCUCCGCCACCGAUCCUGACCAGGGCGGCAAGAGCAAAGUGUACUACUCGAUAGACCGAACCUCCGAUCGUAAAAGGCAAUUCUCGAUUAACGAGACUGGCACUGUGUCGAUUCAAAGAAGCCUCGACCGAGAAGAAACUCCGAGGCACCAGGUGAAAAUCUUGGCCAUCGAUGACGGCAUCCCACCGAAAACCGCGACAGCUACGCUGACGGUGAUCGUGCAGGACAUAAACGACAAUCCGCCACGAUUCUUGAAGGAUUACCGGCCCGUACUGCAGGAGCACUCGCAACAGAAGAAGGUGGUCGAGAUCCUAGCGACGGACGACGACGAUCGAUCGAAGACCAACGGGCCACCGUUCACGUUCAGAAUGGACCCGAAGGCGGACGAUGUGAUCCGUGCCAGUUUCAAAGUUGAAAGCGAUAGCAAGGGGGCGAACGGAGACGGUAUGGCCAUUGUCUCGUCUUUACUGUCGUUUAAUAGGGAGCAACAAAAGGAAUACUUGAUACCGAUCGUUAUCAAAGACGCCGGCACCCCGUCGAUGACUGGUACCAGCACCCUCACCGUUAUAAUCGGCGACAUUAACGAUAACAAGAUGCAGCCCGGAUCGAAAGAUAUUUUCGUAUAUAAUUACGCGGGACAAUCGCCGGAUACGGAAAUAGGCAGAGUUUACGUUUAUGACUUGGACGAUUGGGACCUGCCAGAUAAGAAAUUUUAUUGGGAAGCUUUGGAGCACGCUCAGUUUCGAUUAGACGAGGAUACCGGCAUGAUUUAUAUGAAAUCGGGUACACACGACGGCAGGUAUCAUCUGCGCUUCAAAGUGUACGAUCGGAAGCACACACAAACAGACGUGCCAGCGAACGUGACUGUCACCGUGAAAACAAUCCCUCACGAAGCUGUAUUGAAUUCCGGUUCGGUACGAAUAUCCGGUAUAACUGAUGAGGAUUUCAUCCGCGUGUGGGAUUACAAGUCGCAGACUUUAUCGCGGAGUAAGGCGGAGUUAUUUAGGGACAAGUUGUCGCAUCUGUUGAAUAUCGAUAGAGAAAACGUAGACGUGUUCAGCGUACAAUUGCGUAGAAUGCAUCCCCCACUGACGGACGUUAGAUUCGCGGCUCACGGGUCGACGUAUUACAAACCAGUCAGGUUGAACGGAAUCGUGCUGAUGCAUCGCGAGGAGAUUGAGAAAGAAGUCGGUAUUAACAUAACAAUGGUCGGCAUCGAUGAGUGUUAUUACGAGAACGAAGUGUGCGAGGGCAGUUGCACGAACACUUUGGAUAUAAGCAGUUUACCGUACAUGGUGAAUGCAAACAAAACUGCUCUGGUUGGCGUGCGAGUCGACGUAAUCGCUGAGUGUACUUGCGGAGCGCGGAACUUCAGUAAAGGAGAAUCGUGUAGGAGCAGCCCUUGUUACAAUGGCGGACGUUGCGUCGAGGGGCGGUUUGGAUUAUCGUGCCAGUGUCCAGCUGGUUAUAACGGGCCGAGGUGUCAACAGACGGCCAGGAGUUUCCGUGGUAAUGGGUGGGCUUGGUAUCCCGCUUUGGAAAUGUGUGACAACAGCCAUUUGAGCUUCGAAUUUAUUACCAAGAAACCCGACGGCUUACUUUUAUACAACGGUCCUAUCGUUCCUCCCGAAGCUGACGAAAUUAUGGUUUCUGACUUUAUAUCCGUUGAAUUGGAACGUGGAAUACCUCGAUUGCUAAUAGACUUUGGUUCUGGCACUUUGGAGCUGAAAGUAAAACCGAAGAGAACUCUGGACGACGGAGAAUGGCACAGAUUGGACAUCUUUUGGAACACGGAGACCGUGAAACUGAUCAUCGACUAUUGUAAAUCGGCGGACAUCUCUGAACCGGAAGACGGCACGCCUCCAGACUUCAACGACACGAGUUGCCAAGCUCAGGGCACCAUACCACCGUUCAACGAGUAUCUGAACGUGAACGCGCCUCUCCAGAUCGGGGGUUUAUACGUCGAGCAGUUCGACCCGGCUCACUACAAAUGGAAGCACAUGCCAGUUGGCAAGGGUUUCGAUGGUUGCAUCAAGAAUCUAUUCCACAACAGCAAGCUUUAUGAUCUGGCUCAUCCGGGACUGUCGAGGAACAGCGUGGCCGGCUGCCCGCAGACCGAGGAAAUUUGCAACAACCAGGAAUCGACCUUCCGCUGCUGGGAACACGGCGCCUGCGUAGGAAGCUUCACCGAGGCCAGGUGCCAAUGCAACCCGGGCUGGACCGGUCCCGGAUGCAUGACGCCCACUAUACCGAGCACGUUCAGGCCGCAGAGUUACGUAAAAUACGCGUUGUCUUUCGACCCGGACAGAUACUCCACCCAAGUACAAUUGAGAUUCCGCACGCGGGAGAGGCACGGCGAAUUGUUCAGAGUCAGCGAUCAGCACAACAGAGAAUACGCCAUCCUGGAGAUCAAGGACAGCAAACUGCAUUUCCGGUACAAUUUGAACAGCUUGAGGACCGAGGAACGCGACAUAUGGCUGACGGCGAUAUCCGUCGACGAUGGACAAUGGCACACGGUCAGAGUGUCGAGAUAUGGAUCAGCUGCGACCUUGGAACUGGACGGUGGCGAAGGAAGAAGAUUCAACGAAACCUUCUCGUUCCAAGGACACCAAUGGUUGCUGGUCGAUAAGCAGGAGGGUGUCUUCGCUGGUGGUAAGGCCGAGUACACUGGAGUUCGUACGUUCGAAGUUUACGCAGAUUACGAGAAAGGAUGUCUCGAUGACAUAAGGCUCGAAGGAAAACAUCUUCCACUACCACCAGCUAUGAAUGGAACACAAUGGGGACAGGCAACUAUGGCAAGAAAUGUGGAGAAGAAUUGUCCCUCGAAUAAGCCAUGUGCCAACGUGAUUUGUCCAGAGCCAUUCGAGUGCAUCGAUCUAUGGAACCAAUACGACUGCACAUGCGGAGAAGGAAAGAUCCCAACGCACGACAGCAAGGGAUGCAUGGAUAAGAACGAAUGCAUAGACUAUCCUUGCCUGAACGGCGGUAGAUGCAUCAAUCAGGAUCCUCGCCUCCGGUACAGAUGCAUUUGCCCCGACGGUUUCUGGGGAGAGAACUGUGAGCUCGUUCAAGAGGGGCAGACAUUGAAACUUAGCAUGGGAGCCCUGGCAGCUAUUUUAGUCUGCCUUUUGAUUAUUCUUGUUCUUGUCCUAGUAUUUGUUGUCUACAAUAGAAGAAGGGAGUCGCAUAUUAAGUAUCCUGGCCCCGACGACGAUGUAAGGGAGAAUAUUAUUAAUUACGACGACGAGGGCGGCGGAGAAGAUGACAUGACCGCGUUCGAUAUUACCCCGCUUCAAAUUCCUAUCGGUGGUCCGAUACCAGAAAUGGGUGGGAAGUUACCACCAUGUAAAGUACCCUAUACGCUGGGUCCGGAACCGAAUGUGGGCAUCUUCAUAGAAGAUCAUAAAAAGAGGGCUGACAGUGAUCCGAACGCACCGCCGUUCGACGAUCUACGAAAUUACGCGUACGAGGGUGGCGGAAGCAUCGCAGGCUCGUUGUCCUCCUUAGCUUCCGGAACAGACGACGAGCAGCACGAGUACGAGUACUUAGGCGCGUGGGGUCCGAGAUUCGACAAGCUAGCCGAUAUGUACGGACCGGCGGAAGAAAGUGAAGAGGAAGACUAAAAGGAGCCGCAAAGAGUCCUUGAAACCGAUAAGCUCGUACGAUUCGUGCAACCUGUUAGUGUUCGCGUGAGCUUAAAACAAAAAUAAGAAUGAGAACGGAUUGUCUUCUGGGAAACACGUGCAACUCGAACAAACUUUCUAUAAAACGGGUAAACAAGAGAGCACGACUGCUACACCGAAGAAACAGUAACCAAAGUGUCGUUUUACGUUCCGCAACCAACAAACGGACAAUUUCGAGGUUUUCUUAGUCGAUCGAGCACGUUCUCCGCGCGCGUGCAACGCGUAAGCAACUUCCACGAUGCGCGCACGCGAGAAGAAGGACACAACGUCCGUGCGGUGUGCGCGAUUACGGGAAAGAGAGGCGAAGCUCAUCCCCUGGCUGACAACUGCAAAACGCAACCGCUCGCCGGUCCCUUUAAAAGGAGAUCGCAUUUUAUGCAACGUUCAAAUAAGAAACGAGCGAAGAUCGUCGCAAUAAAACGGAAGGAGCGUCUCUGUUGCGUCAUGAAACGUAGGCCAAGUCGCGUUACGACGCAUCGUAGGUGGCGCGCAACCCCUCGUCAAGGGUCGUAAUACCUAAUCUGUAUAGCACGUUACGCGUAUACGUAGUGAAUUCGCGCGUGCCUCAGCCCGCGCGCGAGACUUUUCUAUUAACGAGAUAAAUCUAUAUAUAUAAAUAUUAUAUAUAUAUAUAUACAUGCGCGACUCAUUAUUUUUAGUCACAGUCAUAUAGUUACUAUUUAUUGAUCGGUAUUCGAUCGGGUUCGAUCGCACCGACGUCGGCGUGUGACAGCGUCGGUCCCACCGGAAUCCGUAUUGUAUUCGUGAACACUGCUCAUGUUAUCUAAAUAUUACUGCCAGCCGUGCGCGUUCACCGUCGUUUCCGUUCUCCAGUCGUUCACACACGCAACGUUUUUUAACGCACAUCGCGGACCGUCUGAUGAUCUAGGCGCGUUCCCCGUGCCGCGUAAUUUUAAGGGCAUUUCUCAUUUUAUCCGUCUAUUAAUCCCCGACGUUCGCAUGUCUCGGACUAUCAGCGUUUCGAACGUUCGACCGGCGCGAUUCAGUUCUGUUGAUUACCGUAAACGCGCAUCGGCUACGAAGGCCGGUCCCCGUGUCAACGCACCACGAGGACUCGUAAUAUCGACGUUGUUUCAGUGUAACGGGAAAAUGAAGACUUGAUGGGGACGAUCCUAACUAAUUGGUGGUCUGUCGUAUUAAGACAAGAGUUACGGUUUGUCGGAACGGGUGAGUGAGACAAUUUAGUUGUUCGUCGAGUCGUGAACCAUCUUCAUCGUUGUCAUCGUCAGAAUCACUCACAUCACCAGCAUCCUCAUUAAUUAUUGAUAGUAUUAUUAUUGAUAUUACAAUAAAUAAUAAAUAUAUAUAUAUAUUAUAAAUAUGGAUUUA